Acanthosepion pharaonis is the source of this 1038-nucleotide messenger RNA. Lineage: Eukaryota; Metazoa; Mollusca; Cephalopoda; Sepiida; Sepiidae. The record is from the annotation of a GenBank genome assembly.
AUGACAUCAACCCAAACCCUCUCCAUAAACUUUGUUUAUUUCCUUCAUUUUACUUAUUACCCUUCUCUUCACCUCUAUCUCUUUCUUGUUUUUCGUUCAAUCUUUGCUUUUUUAUUUUCCUUGUUUUUCUCUCUUUAUUUUUACACAUUUCUUUCUUUCAGUAUUUUCACUGCUUCUUUUUCACAAUUUUUGUUUUUACUCUUUUUCUUUUUAUUUCCUUUUUUCUCUUUUUUGCUUUCUUUUUUGCUUUCUUUUUUUACUUCUUUUUUGUUUUUUCCUUUUUUAAUAUAUCCUCACCCUUUUUCUUUUCUAAUUUUUAAUUUCAAGAUUUCUUUCUUUUCUUCACCUUUUCUUCUUCUUCCUUUCUUUCUUUUUUCUUUCUUUCUUUUUCUUCUCUUUUUUUCUUCUUUCUUCCUUUCUUGCUUUUUUCUUUCUUCUUUCUUUUCUUCUCUCUUUGUUCUUUCUAUUUUCAUUUUCCUUUCUGUUUUUUCUUUCUUUAUCUUCUUUCUUUUUUCUUUUCUUCUUUCUUUGUCAUCUUCCUUUUUUAUUCUUUUUCAUCUUUUUUAUUUUCCUUUUUAUUCUUUAUUUUUUAUUCUUUCUUUCAAUACUUUCCCUUUUUCCUUCUUCCUUUUCCUUUCUUUUUCCUUCGUGUUUCUUAUCCUCUUUCUUUUUCUUUUCUCUUUCUUCUUUAAAUUUUCUUCUUUUGUUUUUGUUUUUCUUCUUCCUUUUUCUUUCUCUCAUUAUUUUUCUUUUUUUCUCUUUCUUCUUUGUUUCUAUUUUUAUCUACUUUCUUUAACUUCUUUCUUUUUAUUCUUUUCCUUCUUUUUGUUUUCCUUUUUCUUCUUUGUAUUUUUCUUUUUCUUCUUAUUUCCUUUCUUUUUUUUCUUUCUUUCUUGUUUACUUUCUUUCUUAUACUUUCUUAUUUUUCUUCUUCCUUUUCUUUUUUUGUUCUUUUUUUUUUCUUUCUUUCUUUCUUUCUUUCUUUCUUUCUUUUUUUCUUUCUUUUCUUUCUUUCUUUUUUUCUACAGAAACUCCUGA